This is a messenger RNA of Prunus mume (Japanese apricot), 1059 nucleotides long. Lineage: Eukaryota; Viridiplantae; Streptophyta; Magnoliopsida; Rosales; Rosaceae. The record is from RefSeq and is a predicted model, not a curated record.
AUGACCUUCCUCACUUUGACGCCUUGGUUGCAUCGUAAUGCGUAUGACGAGGAUGGAAGAGUCUGGUACGAGGAGUGCAUCUCAACCAGAUUCAUUCGGCCUGUUGAAGAGGCCGUGAGGGGGGCCUUGAAGAAUGCAGAUUGGGACCCCCUCCUUCCCAAGGCUGGCAAGAGGAAGAAGGUCUCGACCGUGCUUUCUCGACCAAGUACGCCGGCCGCGGCCGUACCCAGGGUGGCGGCCCCUCCUUUGGCCAGAGCAGCGAUCGUGACUUCAAUCGCGGCCCCAACCUCCAGAGCGCCGGCUGUGGUAGGGGCGCGAAAAACCUUGGCACAUAGGACCGUGCCAUCCGUCCCGCCGGCUCGACCGAUCGUUACCAUUGCCCCGGGUCGUAAGAGGGGUCGAGAGGCCUCAAGUAUUGAGGUCGCGCCGGUCGAAAGUGUUGCGGUUGAGACGGCAGUGUCAGAGCGGCCAAGAAAAAGGGGCAAGGCAGUGGCCGAGGAGGAAGCCGCUGCCGAGGUGGCGGUUGAGGGGGCGGCAACUGCCGAGGCGGCAGAAAUGCUGGAUUUCGAGGCAGCAGUCGCAGAGGUGCCAGCCACUGAGGAGGCUGCCGCGGACAUGCCAGACGACGAGGUCCUUGCCAUGGAACCGUCGCGGGCCGCCCUGGUGGAAGUCCAUUCGGCUGCCUCUGCCGUGCCUAUCUUGGCCGUUACCGCGUCUGUCGAGCCGUUACCAUCCGCUCCUCGUCGUUCAAGCGGCAUUGUGAUCCGCUUGCCUCCCCGGUCGUCGCUGUCGCUAUCCACGGUUGCUGUGAGCAUGCCCCCAGCGCCGUUGUCCCAGGACUCGACGGUAGUAACUGAGCUUGCGGUGGUUGAGGCGAUAGCUACUGACGCGCCAAGUCCGCCGCCUAUCUCUUCGACGGUCCUGACCGAGCUUGUGGGUGCAGAAGUUCUCAGCGCGCCAUCGGCCGCUGAAGAGACCGCCUCCUCCAAUGAUCUCGAAGAGUUAUACGCCAGCCUCCAUGAAGAAGGAGGCAGCUCGGCCUCGGCUCCCUUGGACUAG